This is a messenger RNA of Cajanus cajan (pigeon pea), 938 nucleotides long. Its product is annotated as peptide methionine sulfoxide reductase. Gene Ontology annotation, molecular function: peptide-methionine (S)-S-oxide reductase activity. Gene Ontology annotation, cellular component: cytoplasm. NCBI's taxonomy places the organism in Eukaryota, Viridiplantae, Streptophyta, Magnoliopsida, Fabales, Fabaceae. Gene Ontology annotation, biological process: cellular response to oxidative stress. The record is from RefSeq and is a predicted model, not a curated record.
CAGCGUUAGGAGCAGGACAAUAGCGAUUCACUUAGCAUUUCAGCCACAAACAAAUUUAGAAAAAAUGCAAAAGACAUGCUUGUCCUUGUGAGAGAGAGACGUGAAUGAAUAAAUUAUCCUCUAGUAGAAGGAGGCUUAUGCAUUAGGUUAAGGCUGUGUGAUUGAUUAUCAGUUGAUGCAAUGGCUACGAGUGGAAGCGUUGAGGGGCAGAAGAACCCUGCCCUUGAACCGGAUUUGGAUAGUCCGGAUAAGGCGGAUCACGAGUUGGCUGAAUUCGGAGCGGGUUGCUUCUGGGGCGUGGAAUUGGCCUUUCAGCGAGUGGAAGGAGUGGUGAAGACUGAAGUUGGGUAUAGUCAGGGUCACACACCGGAUCCCAAUUACAAACUGGUUUGCACCGGAAGCACUAACCACGUUGAAGUUGUUCGCCUCCAGUUCGACCCCAAACUUUGCCCCUACACCCAUCUCCUCGCUCUCUUUUGGUCUCGACACAACCCCACUUCCAUCAACCGCCAGGGCAAUGAUGUGGGUGCACAGUAUAGAUCAGGAAUAUACUACUUCAACGAGACACAGGCUCGUUUAGCCCAAGAAUCGAAAGAAGCAAAACAGUUGGAAUUGAAGGAGAAGAUUGUGACAGAAAUACUUCCAGCUAAGAAGUUUUACAAAGCAGAGGAGUACCAUCAACAAUAUCUGGAGAAGGGUGGAGGUCAAGGUAACAAACAAUCUGCAGCAAAGGGCUGCAAUGAUCCCAUCAGGUGCUAUGGCUGAUCAUCACUUGCUCCACACUUCACCAUGUCUGUCUCCUAUCAGCUAUUUACUGUAUUCCAAUGUAAUAACAUUACCAAAAAAUAAAAUGUCAUGGUGAUUCUUCUAAGUGAUCAUAUGCAAGUUGAUCAACUGAUAUUUAUAUAAAUGCUUUAAAGUAGCUCUUGUCGGCCUAA